UCGCCAAUCCGCGGGCGGGUUGGCGCUGUCACGUGGCGCGGCGCUUCCUUUCUCUGUGCGCCUCUCUUUCCUUCUUCGGCCGCCAUCUUGUUCUCGCCGCGUGUUGGCAGCGGGGGCUCCGCCGCGCUCAGACGUAGCACUAUGAACCAAGAAAAACUGGCCAAGCUUCAAGCACAGGUCCGAAUAGGAGGAAAGGGUACAGCUCGCAGAAAGAAGAAGGUGGUGCACAGAACAGCUACAGCUGAUGACAAAAAACUUCAGAGCUCCCUCAAAAAACUGGCAGUAAAUAACAUUGCUGGCAUUGAAGAGGUGAACAUGAUAAAAGACGAUGGAACAGUUAUUCACUUCAACAACCCCAAGGUUCAAGCUUCCCUCUCUGCCAACACCUUUGCAAUUACUGGUCAUGCAGAGGCUAAACCGAUCACAGAAAUGCUUCCAGGCAUCUUAAGCCAGCUUGGUGCUGACAGCUUAACAAGUCUCAGGAAGUUAGCUGAACAAUUCCCAAGACAAGUGUUGGAUAGUAAAGCACCAAAAUCUGAAGAUAUUGAUGAAGAAGAUGAUGAUGUCCCAGAUCUCGUAGAAAAUUUUGAUGAAGCAUCAAAGAAUGAAGCUAACUAAAACAUUAAUAGUUCUGGAAGCUGGCAUGGACUAGAUUUAAGAAAUCAGCUAUGUGGUUCCAAAGUUUUAAAGAAACAGAGAACAUCAUCUGUUAAUAGUUCAGUAAUAUAAAUAUUUUGUAUUUUUAUGAUGCUGUUUGUUCAGCAUUUUCUGUCAGUUGAUUUUGCAUUUUGCACUUACUCCCAGGAUCUACUCUUUUGGUCAAAAAGAAAUGUCAGUGCAGUUUGAGGGGUAUGUGUGUAUGUGUGUGGGUGUACGUAUAGUGGAGAACAAAUUGGAAACAUAUUUAACCAUCUACCCUUUUCCUUUGGAAAUAGAAAUAAAAUGAAUCUUCAGCAUUGUUACUUUGAUUAUCACCAAAUAGUGUACAGAGGGAGUUAAGAUUAACAUUUUGUCCACAUUUUGUGACCUGAAGGCAUUACACCAUUAAAACUUGGGGUUAAUUUGCUGUAAUUAUUGUACUUUCAGGUGUGUUUCUCAGUGUACACAUUUUUUAUCAACAUUGUGUUGAUCCCAGAUAUUAGGGGAGAUGAGCUGUUUUAGCAGCUUGUUUGGUACAGUAACUUUUUAAAAACUUGGUCUCAUCAAAGUGUGCUUUUUAAAACCUUUUUCAUUUUGUUUUGGUUUUGCUUUGUUUUUUGGUCUCUAAAGUUUUGAUACAAGCUGGUAUUUGACUCCUUCCAUGUAGGCUUAGCAGUAUGUUCUCAUGUUGGUUACUAAAGUAUUUCCCAGUCAAAAGAAAACCACCUUGGUUCUCUACUGUGGGGUCACUUCCUAAGCUUGGAGGUCUGGUUGGUAACAGUCCAGUGCACCAGUUUUGCACAGUAACAAGUUUUUGCUUGAAUAACUUCAAGCUGUUCUCUUGGCAUGACUGCAUUUACUAGCAGCUGAUGAUCCACUUUCAUUCUUAGGGCACUAGGAACUAAAUGCACUGUGUGAGCAAUGUUUAGGGUGGGAGAAAAGAGUUGUUGACACUUUGCCUUGCUUCCUGCUGGGCAGUCUGUGCAGUGACUAGCUCUAAAGGGAUAUUUUUUUUCUUAUUUUGGUGGUUUUUUUGUUGUGUUUUUUUUUUUGCCUGUAACUUACCUUGGCCUAUAACCUACCUCUAGGUUUGGUGUCAUCUAUGUAGUAGCUUCUUACAAAACACAAGUGCUCCUCAGGCAUAAGGAGGACAUUGGGAGGUACCGUUGGUACAGUGCAGUAUUUAUGACCUUUCUUUGAAAUGCUUAAUGUGAAGCCGUUUUCUCAGAGGCUCUUUCAAGAUUCUUGAUGUAAUGUGCAUUAAAGUAUAGUUAGACAUUGUAACCUCUGUCAAGGGCAGCUGUGGCUUACAAAAGCCACUUUGUUUUUUUUUUCUCUACAUCUGUCACUUAACUAUGGCUUAAUUGGAACAUAUCAGCUUUUGGUGUAGGCUCAUAUGCUAGAGAACUGUAAUAGAACAAGCAAAUAGUCCAUGAGUUCUGGAGACUUCAUGAACCCAUGGAAGUAGAGCUGUAGUGGUUCAUCAGCUGAACUCCUCGGUUCAUUUUCUAGGCUUUGUUCAGUUUUUCCUGUUAUAUUUUAUAUACUACGUGGAUCUUACUACAAAAUAAAAUAACAGUACAAAAGGGGAAA
Molecule: messenger RNA, 2232 nt
Organism: Parus major (Great Tit)
Lineage: Eukaryota; Metazoa; Chordata; Aves; Passeriformes; Paridae
Gene: BTF3L4
Product: basic transcription factor 3 like 4
Exons: 6
Coding region: 142-618 (158 amino acids)
Source: RefSeq, a predicted model, not a curated record